This is a messenger RNA of Nicotiana tabacum (common tobacco), 1882 nucleotides long. RefSeq names its product squalene monooxygenase SE1-like. NCBI's taxonomy places the organism in Eukaryota, Viridiplantae, Streptophyta, Magnoliopsida, Solanales, Solanaceae. Gene Ontology annotation, molecular function: flavin adenine dinucleotide binding; squalene monooxygenase activity. Gene Ontology annotation, biological process: sterol biosynthetic process. The record is from RefSeq and is a predicted model, not a curated record. Gene Ontology annotation, cellular component: endoplasmic reticulum; membrane.
UUAAAGAAAGACAAAAUACUACUACUACAGUUGCGCGCUGUUGAUUAAUCAGCUGGAAUUUAAAGAGAGAAAUCAAAGAUGGAGUUGGUAAUUCUGUUCAUCGCUUCCCUUUUUGGACUCCUCUUGCUGUACAAUAUGAUCAGAAGGAAGAUAAUGGAAAUAAGAAACAUAACAUCAAAUGUGGUAGUGAUGAAGGAUCAUAAAUCCUAUGGUAAUACGGAUGUUAUCAUUGUCGGUGCCGGCGUUGCUGGUUCUGCUUUGGCCUGCACUCUUGGCAAGGACGGGCGACGAGUUCACGUGAUAGAGAGGGACUUGACUGAGCCAGACAGAAUGGUUGGUGAACUUUUACAGCCAGGUGGCUAUCUCAAAUUAGUUGAGUUAGGCCUUGAAGAUUGCUUGGAAGAUAUAGAUGCUCAAAGAGUUGGAGGACAUGUUCUUUACAAGAAGAAUGGAGAACAUAUUAUGCUUUCCUAUCCCUUAGAGAAGUUCCAGGCAGUAGAUGCAUCGGGGAGAUGUUUCCACAAUGGACGUUUCGUUCAGAAGAUGAGGGAAAAAGCUGCCACCCUCCCCAAUGUAAGACUUGAAAAGGGAACAGUCACGUCUUUGAUUGAAGAAAAGGGAAGUGUGAAAGGAGUAAAUUACAAGACAAAAGAUGGACGAGAGCUAACUGCUUAUGCUCCUCUUACAAUUGUUUGCGAUGGUUGCUUCUCAAAUUUGCGACGCUCCUUAUGCAAUCCCAAGAUGGAUAUCCCUUCUACUUAUGUUGGAUUAAUUCUAAAAGAUUGUCAACUCCCAUAUGCAAACCACGGAGUUCUUGUCAUGUCAGACCCAUCACCAGUAACAUUUUAUCCAAUCAGCAGCACUGAGAUUCGUUGUCUGGUUCUUAUUGCUGGUCAAAAAGUACCUUCCAUCGCUAAUGGAGAAAUGGUCAAUUAUUUGAAGAAUGUGGUCGCUUCUCAGGUACCUAGUGAAUUGAGGGAUGCAUUAAUAAGAGCGAUUGGCGAGGAAAACAACAUAAGAAGAAUGCAAUUCAGAAGCAUGGCAGCAAAUACUUGUACAAUUCCAGGUUCUCUUCUAAUAGGAGACGCCUUCAAUAUGAGGCAUCCUUUAUCAGCUGGAGGAAUGACUGUCGCUCUUUCCGACAUUGUUGUCCUUCGCCAUCUUCUUAAACCUCUCCCUAAUUUUACUGAUGCAAACGCUGUUCUUCAACGCUUUUACACUCUUAGAAAACCGGUUGCAUCAACAAUAAACAUAUUGGCUGGUGUAACAUACCAAGUUUUCAGUCCUUCACUUGAUCCAUCAAGAAAAGAGAUUAGGGAAGCAUUUUAUGGUUAUUUAAGGCUUGGAGGGAUUUUUACAAAUGGAGCAAUUGGUUUACUUGCUGGCCUAAAUCCAACGCCUCUCGGCUUCGCUUUUCAAUUCAUUGCUGUGGCAGUAUAUACUUUUGGUCGAUUAUUGCUUCCGUUUCCUACUCCCAACGCCAUUUUGCGCGGGGCCAGAUUGCUUUAUGUCGCAAUUGAUAUGAUAUUCCCCAUUAUUAAAGCAGAAGGAAUUAGACAAAUGUUCUUCCCAGCUAGCCUUCCAGCCUACUAUAGUGCACCUGCAUUAGCUCAUAAAAGUGACCAAUAAUGCCACGAUUCCAAAACUCUGGCAGAUAUUAUAUAUUAUAUUAUAUUAUAUUAUAUUAUUAAUAAGAGACAAUAAUACCAUGUAAUUAAAAGAGGACUAGUUCAAAACUUAUGAGUUAUGAAGAUUGAGAUAGGAUAAUAAAUCUUCACUUCUCUUCCUAUAAAUUAAAUUGAUGCUACAAGCUAAAAUUUGAAUGUAAACUAAAUUGCCUAAGACUAGUCGUGAGUUUAAUUAAUAGUUACUCAUGACUAUA